Messenger RNA from Rhizophagus irregularis DAOM 181602=DAOM 197198, 1515 nucleotides. The record is from RefSeq and is a predicted model, not a curated record. NCBI's taxonomy places the organism in Eukaryota, Fungi, Glomeromycota, Glomeromycetes, Glomerales, Glomeraceae.
AUGUGUAAUAUUAAAAUUUAUCCAAUCAUUUACUUGGUCUUGUCACAUGCAAAUUAUUAUAUAAAUUAUAAAUCGAGUUCGCGACUUUCACGAACGUGUAAAACUUUGAAGAUGAGCGAAAAAAACUUUAAUAUUACUACUAAAGAAUGGAAAUACGAGAUAGGAACUUGUUUUGUGUGUCGAAAAUGCCUUUAUUGUGGUGUUAAUUUGGCUGAAGGAAGUGUGUGCAAUUGUGAAAAGACUCUUAAACCUACGAAUAGCAGUAAAACUAAAAAGUUCCAAGUUGGUCAUGUCAGAAAUGGAGUUUAUAAACAUAAUGAAAGUCAUCCUAUAUUGGUUGCUUUAUUACAGUCUAAUAAUGAUAUACAUAAAUAUCAAUAUGAUUUAUCAAAAAAAUUUAAUUUUACUUUAUGUGCGAAGUGUAAUAGCCAACUUGUAAGAGAUCAAAAUACUUAUAAUAAAAAUAAUCUAAUUUCAAUUGAUGAGAAAGAAAACCAAACUGUAAAGACGCCUACAAAGCCACUCAAUCCUUCUAAACUAAAUAAUGUACUUAAUUCUAAUUCUGAUAUUCCUUUCCGUUUCAAACUAAUAAUUAAAACACCUGAUUUGACUAAACCAGCAAAAGCAAUUACCUUAGAAAAAAUACCAGCUUAUUUUGAAUUUGAUGAUUUAGUAUUGCAAAAAGUUUGCGAAACAGUUGGUUUAGUGGUUCGUACUAAAUAUGAAUUGUCUUAUAAAGCAGAAAAAGGAACAGGAGCUGGUACAAUUUUGGAAGAAGAAGAGGACUUUGAAGAAUUUAUAAGGGAGUACCAUAAAUUGACUAUUUCUGAUAAGGCUUUAUUGAUUACAGCAACUGUUAAACAAAAAGAAAAGGCAAAAAGAAAAAAGAAGAGUUUAGAGAUAUCAGAUGGUAAUGAAUCUGUGAGCGAAGAUGAUGAAUUGGAACUAACUGCCAAGCAAAAAAAUAAAAAAAAAGAUAUUGUUAUAUCAAAGAUGACAGACAUUUACUACUUACAACAUUACAUUUGUCCAUGUGGACAGAUGAAAUUUUUCAACAAGAUCAUCAUCAUAUCUGAUAAUAAUGCAAAUUAUUACCAACAACAAUAUGUGUCUCCACCAAAUUCUCAUUCUUAUUAUUCGGGAUGGCCACCUUAUCCACCACCAUAUCCACCAUCACAUUUAUCUUCGUAUCUAUCAUCACAAGCAUUGUCAUAUUUACCACCAUCAUCACAUACACAAUUUGCUUCAACUUUAGAUGUAGCAUUACAAACUUCACAAUCUACACCUUCAUUAUCUUAUGAAAUUACAGAACCAUCUAUAAAAGAUUUUUUAGAACUUCUUGACAAAAAGUUUGGAGAAGCAAGAUAUACAAUUUAUUUACAAAAAUUUGAAGAGGAGGAAAUUACAGUAUCACAACUUGCAGAAAUGAAUCCUGAAGUUUUAUUAAAUGAAUUUGGAAUAGAAAUAAUUGGUCGUAGAUUAAACUUAAUUAAAGAAGCAAAAAAUUUUCUCUGA